AUGAAGUGGACAUUGGCUUCACUCGUGGCUCUUUCCGUGCCGGUCAUUGCAUCGGAUUGUCACUGUUUACCGGGUGAUACUUGCUGGCCUGCUCCAUCAGCUUGGGCCUCACUGAAUUAUACAGUUGGUGGUCGUCUGAUUGCGACCGUGCCAAUUGGAACUCCCUGCCAUGCACCAAACUACGAUGCUGCCGCCUGUGCAGCGCUCAAGGCAAAUUGGACAAAGCCGGAGCCCCACCUUGAAUCCUCUUCGUCGGUGAUGCAGACGUACUUUGCUAACCAGACGUGCGAUCCAUUCACCGCCAAGUCCAAGCCAUGCCUCCUCGGCAACUAUGUGAACUACGCUGUGAACGUCUCUUCCAGUGACCAUGUCGUUGAGGCUGUGAAUUUUGCCCGCGAGAACAACAUUCGAUUCGUUAUUCGUAACACCGGCCAUGAUUAUCUUGGUCGUUCAACCGGUGCCGGUGCCCUCUCUGUAUGGACUCACCACUUGAAUGAUAUCGAGUACAAGGACUGGUCGAGUCCGACCUACCAGGGUCCCGCCUUCAAGGUUGCUGCCGGUGUGGUUGGUUACCAGAUCCUCGAGGCCGCAUCUGCCAAAGGCUUCGUCGUUGUCACUGGCGAAUGCCCUACCGUCGGUCUCGCCGGAGGCUAUACACAAGGCGGCGGUCACUCUGCCCUCAGCACCAAGUUUGGCCUCGGAGCUGAUAACGCCCUGGAGUUCGAGGUUGUCACCGCUGCGGGUAAGCUGGUCAAGGCCUCGCGAUCUGAGAAUGUCGAUCUUUUCUGGGCACUGAGCGGCGGUGGCGCCGGCAACUACGGUGUUGUUAUGUCCAUUGUUGUCAAAGCAUAUAAAGAUGCGCCCAUUGCCGGUGCUACUCUUCAGUUUACCGCAGCAAAUAUCUCCACCGACACCUUCUACGAGGCCGUUUCGCAGUUCCACUCUCUUUUGCCUGCCAUGAUCGACCAGGGCGUUACUGUCAUUUACCAGAUGACCUCGAGUGCUUUCAUCAUCAACCCCAUUACAGCCUACAACCAGACCACUGAUGACGUGAAAGCCAUUCUCAAGCCAUUCGCCUCGAAGCUUGCCAGGCUCAACAUCAAAUACAAAGCCAGUUUCACCAAGUCCGACUCGUACUACGACCACUACAACAAGUACAUGGGCCCACUUCCCUGGGGUAACCUAGCGGUAGCCAACUUCCAAUACGGCGGACGUCUAAUUCCCCGCAAGACCCUCGAGCAGAACCCCCACGGGAUGGGCUCAGCACUGCGCAACUUGACCCAAGCAGGCGUGAUCGCCGUCGGAGUCGGGAUGAACGUCUCUGCCCCGGUCAACGUCUCGAACGCAGUAUUCCCAGCCCUGCGCAACGCAGCAGUAACGAUGCAAAUCGGCACACUGUGGAAUGAGACCGCGCCAUGGUCCCAGAUGAUCGCAGACCAAUACAAGAUGACGACUGAAUACGUGCCUCAACUCGAGGCCGUCACGCCGGACAGCGGCUGUUACCAAAAUGAAGCGAAUUUCCGCCAGCCGAACUGGAAGCAUACUUUCUUCGGAAACAAUUAUCCCCGUCUGCUCGCUAUCAAGCGCAAGUGGGAUCCUUCGUCGUUUUUCUAUGCCCUCAAGGCUGUUGGUAGUGAUGUCUGGUCCGUGUCUGACUCCGGGCGGAUGUGUCGGGUUUAG
Molecule: messenger RNA, 1680 nt
Organism: Penicillium coprophilum
Lineage: Eukaryota; Fungi; Ascomycota; Eurotiomycetes; Eurotiales; Aspergillaceae
Product: FAD-dependent oxidoreductase
Exons: 3
Coding region: 1-1680 (559 amino acids)
Molecular function (GO): oxidoreductase activity; FAD binding
Source: RefSeq, a predicted model, not a curated record